GCCGGACAAUCGUCACACACGAUAUCCACACGCACCGAACGCACGCCGGCCACUCGUUAUCGCACCGCCACCGCGUGUUAUCGUCAGUAUUGUCCCGUCAGUCCGUGUGAAAAAAAAAAAAAAAACGAAAUCGCUCAACACAAAUAACCGUCGGGUUUUUUUCGCUUUGAAUUUUUUUGCCUUUACUUCGGUAAAGUCCGCCGGUUUCCCGACAGCAGAAUAUUAUCGUUACAUAUACGUGGACACGUAAACCGUCAGUUUUUUAUAUCCCCCGUUUCUCUGAACGCGGCCGACUGUUGGGGGUUUUGAUUUUUUCUCGCGUCCGGUAUUUUCGCCCCCUCGUUCGUUUAUCGUGCGGUCUUACACCGUUAUGUACGCGUCGGGCGACCCGUGAUACUCGUGUGCCACUGCCUAGGAAUUUCGAUGAGCCGCACAUCGUCGCAAACGAAGACGACGACGAUGACGACGACGACGAUGAAGGCGAUAACGACCACUACGCUGUUGGCCGUGUGGUCGCUGAUGCUCAUGAUGACCGCCGAGGUGCCCGCCGUGUCCGGUUACCGGGCGGUCCGCACGUCCGGCCCGUUGCCGGUCACCGUGCACGUUCGGGCAGGCGGAGUAGUCGCCGGCGGACCGGCCGCUAACAGAACCUCCGGCGGCGGAAUAAUUUUCCCGGGGUCUGCGGCACAGUCCACCACCGCAUCGGCGGCAUCACCGUCGCCGUCACCGUCGUCGUCGUCGGCCGCCAAUGCCGCAGCGGCCGCGGCCGCAGGGUUUGGGUCUUUCACAACCAGUAGCUCGGCGGCGUCCAAUCAGACCGCCGCUGGUCGGAACCAGACGAGAUCCGAAAGACUCAGAGCCAGGUUAGUCCGAUAA
Cinara cedri is the source of this 876-nucleotide messenger RNA. The record is from the annotation of a GenBank genome assembly. Lineage: Eukaryota; Metazoa; Arthropoda; Insecta; Hemiptera; Aphididae.